AUGUCAAAGAGGAAAGUGACCUUCCAGGGAGUGGGAGAUGAGGAUGAUGACAAUGAAAUGAACGUUCCCAAGAAGAAGCUGGUAGACCCUGUGGCUGGGGCAGGAGGUCCUGGGAGCCGCUUCAAAGGUAAACACUCUUUGGACAGUGAUGAGGAGGAUGAUGAUGAGGAGGGGUCCAGCAAAUAUGACAUCCUGGCUUCAGAGGAUGUGGAGGGUCAGGAAGCAGCUACACUUCCCAGUGAGGGCGGGGUGCGGAUCACGCCCUUCAACCUGCAGGAAGAGAUGGAGGAAGGCCACUUUGAUGCUGAUGGCAACUAUUUCUUGAACCGGGAUGCUCAGAUCCGAGACAGCUGGCUGGACAACAUUGACUGGGUGAAGAUCAGGGAGCGACCACCUGAUCAGCGCCAGGCCUCAGACUCAGAGGAGGACAGCGUGGGCCAGACACCAAUGAGUGCCCAAGCCCUGUUGGAAGGCCUUCUGGAGCUGCUGUUGCCAAGGGAGACAGUUGCUGGGGCAUUGAGGCGUCUGGGGGCCCGAGGAGGGGGCAAAAGGGACAGCAAGGGGCCUGGGCGGCCGAGCUCCCCCCAGCGCCUAGACCGGCUGUCAGGGUUGGCCGACCAGAUGGUGGCCCGGGGCGACCUUGGUGUGUACCAAGAGACUCGGGAGCGGUUAGCCAUGCGGCUGAAGGGGCUGGGGUGCCGGACCCAGGGAUCCCAUGAGUCUGCACCCCCACCCUCUCUGGACAUGUUUGCUGAGGAAGUGACGGAGGGGGAGCUGGAGAGUGUGACCCCUGCCCAAAGAGGAGGAGAGUCGCCAGGGGAUGGUCUAGUGGACGUGAUGUGGGAAUAUAAGUGGGAGAACACAGGGGAUGCUGAACUCUAUGGGCCGUUUACCAGCGCACAGAUGCAGACCUGGGUGAAUGAAGGCUACUUCUCAGAUGGUGUUUAUUGCCGGAAGCUGGACCCUCCUGGUGGUCAGUUCUAUAAUUCCAAGCGCAUUGACUUUGACCUCUACACCUGA
This is a messenger RNA of Orycteropus afer afer, 1020 nucleotides long. It is a transcript of the gene CD2BP2, whose product is annotated as CD2 cytoplasmic tail binding protein 2. The coding region runs from base 1 to 1020 and encodes 339 amino acids. The transcript is spliced from 6 exons. Gene Ontology annotation, cellular component: U5 snRNP. The record is from RefSeq and is a predicted model, not a curated record. Gene Ontology annotation, molecular function: protein binding. Lineage: Eukaryota; Metazoa; Chordata; Mammalia; Tubulidentata; Orycteropodidae.